UCAAGGUGUAGUGUAUCAUUUCAGUGUCAAUGCUAAGAAUACGCUAUAGUUUUCAACUGAAAACUAUAUAAAGGUCUUUAGUCUUAUCAUUUUCAAUAAGAAGAGAACAUGGAAGACAGUUUUGUCAAUGAAGUUUUGGACUUGCAUAAAAGAGGAGAUUGGAAGACUAUAACGCGAAAGUAUCAUGAUUAUCCAGAGAAAAAUAAGUUGUUAUGGGUGUAUCCAAGUGAAGAAAACUUUGAAUUUAUUAAAUGUAAAUUGUUAGAACUUAAUUGUAGCAAAAUAUUGAGCGUUGGCUGUGGAAGUGGCCUGUUGGAGUGGAUGAUUGAUCGUGCUACGGGCAUCUCAGUUUCUGGAAUUGAAGUAGAUGGUACAUGGUGGAAAUGUAGAUACGCCCCGCCCACAUUUAUCGAUCUCCUUAUCACAUCUCCUGUGUUAGAGAAAGACACCAAUACAAUUGAGGCUUUGAAAAAUUGUUAUAACACUGCCUUACUAUUCUGCUAUUUUAAUGAUGGAUAUGCGUUUAGCAAUUACUUGGAACAUUUUUCUGGUAACGUUCUGAUUAUAAUUGGCCCUGAUAAGGAUGGAGUACAUACAAAUCCGAAACCAUUUGAAGAUAUAAAUGACGAAUGGAAAUUAUAUGCAGCACAGGAGGUUCGUGAUAGUAAAGAUUUCAUCGCUAUAUAUUGUAAAAAUAAAAUAUAA
Zerene cesonia (dogface butterfly) is the source of this 705-nucleotide messenger RNA. RefSeq lists its product as uncharacterized. The coding region runs from base 109 to 705 and encodes 198 amino acids. Lineage: Eukaryota; Metazoa; Arthropoda; Insecta; Lepidoptera; Pieridae. The record is from RefSeq and is a predicted model, not a curated record. The transcript has 2 exons.